Molecule: messenger RNA, 2158 nt
Organism: Hippoglossus stenolepis (Pacific halibut)
Lineage: Eukaryota; Metazoa; Chordata; Actinopteri; Pleuronectiformes; Pleuronectidae
Gene: phyh
Product: phytanoyl-CoA 2-hydroxylase
Exons: 9
Coding region: 93-1097 (334 amino acids)
Biological process (GO): fatty acid alpha-oxidation
Molecular function (GO): phytanoyl-CoA dioxygenase activity
Source: RefSeq, a predicted model, not a curated record
GUGUGUGUGUGUGUGUGUGCAUCAUUUAACCUCUGUCCCACUUUCUCACUUUCUCAGUUUCUCAUCGGGACUGAACUCGACCUGGCUGCAGGAUGUCUCGCGCUGCGGACAGACUCAAACUGCUGAUCCAUCACCUGGAUCGAUCACAAGCUGCGAUCCGAGCAGCACCGACCUCAGCUCAAACCUUCACGCACAGCAGCCAGCCACACAAACUGAGAUACACCUUAGAGACGGACCUGCUGAGCCCAGAGCAGCGAUUCUUCUAUGAGGAAAAUGGCUUCAUCCUCAUCAAGAACCUGGUGUCGGAGGAGGACAUCGACAAGUUCAGGAAGGAGUUUGAACGCAUCUGUCGACAGAGAGUGAAAGUUCCCGGCUUGGUGGUGAUGAAGGACGUGGCAAUCGCCAAGUCAGAGUUCGUCCAGGAUCAGAGGGCCGUCUCCAAACUCCAGGACUUCCAGGAGGAUCCCGAGCUGUUCCGGUACUGCAACCUACCGCAGAUCCUGAAGCACGUGGAGUGUUUCACGGGACCGAACAUCAUGGCCAUGCACACCAUGCUGAUCAACAAACCUCCUGAUGCAGGUAAGAAGACGUCCCGUCACCCGAUGCAUCAGGAUCUGCACUACUUCCCGUUCCGACCGGCCGACCAGAUUGUCUGCUCUUGGACGGCCAUGGAGAAAGUGAACAGGCAGAACGGCUGCUUGGUCGUCCUGCCAGGAACUCACAUGGGCACGCUGCAGGAGCACGACUACCCCGAGUGGGAGGGUGGGGUGAACAAGAUGUAUCACGGUGUACGAGGCUAUGACUCGCAGCACCAGAGGGUGCACCUGGAGAUGGAGAAGGGCGACACCGUCUUCUUCCACCCGCUGCUCAUCCAUGGCUCCGGCAUGAAUCAGACACAGGGGUUCCGCAAGGCCAUCUCCUGUCACUACGCCAGCGCUGAGUGUUAUUACAUCGACGUGAAAGGAACCACUCAGGAAAACAUAGAGGAGGAGGUGAAGGAGAUCGCGUCCAGGAAGUACGCUGUGGACGAAAUCACAUUCAAGGAUACCUGGGCUUUUAGAGGUCGUCUGGUGCAGGGAGAGAGGAUUUCACUGUGAGGACGCCAUUGAUCAGAAGACGGCAGAAUGAUGGCAGAAUGACGGCAGAAUGACGGCAGAAUGACCAAUCACUGAGCUGAGAGGAGAGUAGGUUAAUAUAGUGCUGAGCUCCUUAAAGUAAAAUCCCUAAAUUCCUUUAGCAGAGGAGGAAUAGAGCGUUUAAGACUACUUACUGUACAUGUAAUCAUGCUCAGAAGAGUUGGGAGAUUUGUUCUGGAAAAAGGUCAUGUGGUCCUAACAGAAAACAUAAAGACAGGGAAUCAGAUUUAAAUGAAAUAUAUAUAAUUUACCUCAUCAGAGUUCUGAGGAAAAUGAAUCCUCUGACUUUCUUUCAACCUCGUGCUGCUUGUUUUGCAGCACAAAAUAAAGCUGAAUUAGCACUUAAAAAAGAAACAGACCUGUGUGGAACAAUGGAAAAAGCUGUAAUUUAGUUUUCAAAGAAAGGGAUGUUAAGUGCGAAGAUGUAAGCCUGAGAAAGACUUGUGGCAUGUUGCUUUGACAGAAAAAUGAGUAUUGCUGACUGGCUGAUUAAAGCACUAACAUGGGUCAGGAUUGGGAUUGAGUAUCGUGAAUUUUAUCGAUUCCAAUUCUGCUCAUCGAUUCCGAUUUUCUAUUCCAAUACGGUAACAAAUGGGUGAAAUGUUUAGAUAACAAAAACAUCUUUAUUCUUUGAAGACACAAAGAUACACAGGAUCAUUUUUAUUUUACAUGUGUCUGUUGUUCGACAACAUUUUAGGGAAUUAGGGAUGUGUUGCCACUUCAGAUAAGUAAUGAUAUCUCAGCAAUGACUCAACAAACUAACUUUAACACAAAACAAAUCAUAUAUCUCUAGGAAGUGAUAAGCAGAACACAGGGGAUUUGGUUCUACUUUGGAACAGAGUUUAGGAUCUCGACCCCAGCCUUGAUUUAAACUGCCUUAUAAACGUAUCACUGUGUAAAUCGUCUUGUUUCUUUUGAUUGAUAAAUGUUUGAUAACGAGUGAGUGGGUUUUAAUAUUGUUUGUAUGAUAAUUAUGAAGUUUUAAUACGCUUAAUAAUAAAAAAUUGCUGCUAUAAUUAUGA